UACAGUAGCUGUUUGCUAGAUGCUUAUGAAAAACAGCCGCUGAAUAGUUACGUCUGUAAGAAACUUCCAUAAUCCCGAUGUAUACUGUUUCAUGCGCAGACCUAAAUCAGGAGAAGCAUGGUCGCUACAUUUUAGGUCCUUUUACAUCUUAUAUUACGUAAAAGUCUUACCUUUUAUAUUACAACAAGCCUGUUCUAAUAAACUCAUCUAUAUAUUCUACUGUUUGUUUUUACUCUCGGUCCCAGUUUUGUCCCAAGAGUCUCUUUUUUCUGUCUCCCCCUCCUCCAUAACAGCGGCCCCGGGGUGGAGUUUGCUUUGCACCCUGCCAUUCACCGUACUACUCGCUCAGGAAGUGAGUGCUCAUUCACAGGAGUCCCACGUGUGUGCGCUGCUAUGGAGUUUGAGGAGCUGGGUAUCCGUGAAGAGUGUGGGGUGUUUGGCUGCAUUGCAUCAGACAAGUGGCCCACACAGCUGGAUGUGCCCCAUGUCAUCACGCUGGGGCUGGUGGGAUUGCAGCACAGGGGACAGGAGAGUGCUGGCAUUGUAACAAGUGAUGGAGGUCCUGUACCCACAUAUAGGAAGCAUAAGGGGAUGGGGCUUGUUAGCCAUGUGUUCAGCGAAGAGAGCUUGAGUAAACUGAAUGCCAGUAAUCUGGGAAUUGGACACACUCGUUAUUCAACCACUGGGAAUUCAGAACUGGAAAACUGCCAGCCAUUUGUGGUGGACACGCUACAUGGCAAGAUAGCAGUGGCGCAUAACGGGGAACUGGUAAAUGCCGCCAAGCUCAGGCGAAAGUUAAUGCGCCAUGGCUUAGGGCUCUCAACCAGUUCUGAUAGCGAGUUAAUAACACAACUACUGGCAUUCACUCCUCCGCUGGAAAAAGAUAAUGCACCAGACUGGAUAGCACGAAUAAAAAAUAUAAUGAAUGCCACUCCUACAUCUUACUCCCUGCUUGUCAUGCACCAUGACGUCAUCUAUGCUGUACGUGACCCCUAUGGCAAUCGGCCCCUGUGCAUUGGACGGCUCAUUCCGGUGAAUGCUGAAGACAAAGGAAAAGAGACAGAAGGCUGGGUAGUUUCAUCGGAAUCCUGCAACUUUCUAUCAAUUGGUGCUAAAUAUUACCGGGAAGUCCUGCCAGGAGAAAUAGUGAAAAUCUCCCAGGAUGGUAUACAGACCUUAGACAUUGUGCCCAGACCUGCAGGAGACCCCUCAGCAUUUUGCAUAUUUGAAUAUGUUUAUUUUGCACGUCCGGAUUCUAUUUUUGAAGGUCAGAUGGUUUAUUCAGUGAGACGACGAUGUGGUCAGCAGCUGGCUGUGGAAGCUCCAGUGGAUGCUGACUUGGUUAGCACAGUGCCUGAAUCUGCAACACCAGCUGCCUUGGGAUAUGCAGAGAAGUGUGGCAUGCAGUAUGUUGAAGUGCUCUGCAAGAACAGAUAUGUUGGGAGAACAUUUAUUCAGCCAAACAUGAGGUUACGGCAGCUUGGAGUGGCCAAAAAGUUUGGAGUGUUGUCAGAUAACUUUACUGGGAAAAGAGUAGUGCUGAUUGAUGAUUCCAUUGUAAGAGGAAACACCAUCUCCCCUAUAAUAAAGCUGCUAAAGGAUUCUGGAGCUAAGGAGGUUCACAUAAGAGUGGCUUCCCCACCUAUAAGGUACCCAUGUUACAUGGGCAUAAACAUCCCCACAAAAGAAGAAUUGGUUGCAAACCGGCCAGAAUUCAAAAACCUGGCAUCUUACCUAGGUGCUGACAGUGUUGUAUACCUUUCGGUAGAAGGACUCACGUCAGCCGUGCGAGAGGGAAUCAAAUCAUUGAAAGAAGAACAGAAUGGGCUUAAUGGCACAUCCGCAAGACCGUCAUCUAUUGGCCAUUGUACGGCGUGUCUGACAGGAGAUUAUCCUGUGGAGCUAGAGUGGUAACGCUCACAUACGCUGUGAAUUGGAAGUACAUAAAAUAUCUGCUUCCGUUGCAGAAUCUGGUGCCAUCUUACUUGAAGAGCAACACAGAGGUCCAGAAGGAUUUGCCUUGCACAGUUUCAGUACCCACAUAAGUCAAGAUUUUAUUUUUAUUCUUCAAGGAACAAUUUGAUGCCUAAAUACAAAACAGUCACACAAAAAAAUCAACUUUUUUUUCUUUACUCCUCUGUAACAUUUGCAAAGGUACAGACAAAAGUCUAAACAGAGGUGUCCAUCUUUUUGAAAUGAGGAGGAAUAUAUAUUUUUUUUUACUCAAGCCCAGUGAACAAUUUUUAGUUAUUCUGUUCUUUUAAACGCAAGCAUAGAUCAGAUUAGCAGUUCUUCUGAAAGUGCAAACUGCCGUGUCUUGGAACUGGAGCAAGAUCUAGUAUGAUAGAGCUUAGUCUAGUUUACUCUAAUGAAUGUAACAACAAUCUUAUUAUUGUUUAAUUAAUAUACACUAUAUUAUUACUUUUUAGACCAUCUGCUUAUAAUGUUCAUUUUUUUAUGGUGUUUUUCUGAAGCUUUUAAAUUCCUGUUCCUGACUAACAAAUACCUGCAGGCAGUAAAAUAAGCAUAAUUGUAGUACAUGUAUAUGGCUUUCGUUGCCACAUUAUUAAAGCCCAAGUGACUGUUAUGUUGCUGUACUAAAAACUUGUUUUUUUAGAUGCUGGCCAUCUUUAUACUGAUGCACUGCGUGUUAUAAUAAUGCUGAGCAUCUAUAUGCUGAUAAACUCUGCACUGAAUAGUGGUGUUAAGUCUAUGUUUACAGAUAAUCAACUUGUGUCACAUUAAGUUUCUCUAAGAUCUGAUUCUUCAUGCAAUGUGUAAAUGUUAAACAAAUGAUACUAGUUAAAAGCAAAUAUCAAAAAACAACAUGCAAAAAUGUUCAGUUUUGUAAUAAAUAUCUCCAUAUA
Molecule: messenger RNA, 2867 nt
Organism: Bombina bombina (fire-bellied toad)
Lineage: Eukaryota; Metazoa; Chordata; Amphibia; Anura; Bombinatoridae
Product: amidophosphoribosyltransferase
Exons: 11
Coding region: 394-1914 (506 amino acids)
Biological process (GO): purine nucleobase biosynthetic process; purine nucleotide biosynthetic process
Molecular function (GO): amidophosphoribosyltransferase activity
Source: RefSeq, a predicted model, not a curated record